Canariomyces notabilis is the source of this 1091-nucleotide messenger RNA. RefSeq lists its product as uncharacterized. The transcript has 3 exons. The record is from RefSeq and is a predicted model, not a curated record. Bases 367 to 1005 code for a protein of 212 amino acids. NCBI's taxonomy places the organism in Eukaryota, Fungi, Ascomycota, Sordariomycetes, Sordariales, Chaetomiaceae.
CUGAUAUGUAGUAGCUAUACAUUGAUCCGAUUCACCCUCGCGCUCUGGUAGUCUCUCUCAAGUCUCUCAUUACCCAUUCCUCCCAUGACCUCCCACACUUUCCUCCUGAAUUUCUUCCACCUCAUUCAUUACUACCAACCUGUUCCGUUCUCCCACGUUCUUUCCAUUUCUGCCAGUGCCCGCCUCUCAUUAUCGAAUGAUUGUCUAGUUAUAUUUCCUGCCAUCUCUCCACUCUCCUCCAACGUUCUUUGGAACCCCAAACACCACACCUUGAGUGACACAAACCUCGAGGCAUCAUCACCGGUCGGGAGAAUGAAUCAUUUCGCCGAAACUGACGAUCAAAUCGGACGUACUUGACAGUCAGCCAUGUCGGCGGUUAGUAAUUCCAGCAAGGCAAACAACAAUUCAGGGCCAGCGCCGGUCGUCCCACAAAAGAGAAAGCGGCAUAAGCAGGAGUCGCCCUGUACAGAGCCGGAAGGCGAGCGGUGCUCGUCUUGCCAGCGGAAUGUCGAUUUGGCGCCAGUGGUCGGAGAACAUAUAAAGGUCUUCACCCAGCACACCGUCUUCCAUGAACCAUUCUUGAUCGAUUUCCCCUCACUGAAGGAUCUGAAGCACUGCGCCGAUGCCAUGAUCAGAGACGACUCAUUUGGCCCUGCUCGCCUAGGUCUGGCCCUGGGCCGAUGCAAGUUGGCGGUGGCUGAAUUGGAUGAGAUAGUCUCAUCUGGCAAUUUUCUAAGGCAUCACAUUACAAAUGACGGCAUACCUGAGCUUUCAUACGCCACGUGUCCCAAUUUCUUGCGGACGUGCCAGAUACUCAGGGUCAACCGUUUGGUGUGGGAUUUCGUCGAAAAGCAAAAAACUCACGACCGGUUUGAAAUCCGCAAUGCCGCCGAGUCUCUCGCCCCAAAAUUGGCGGCCAACCUGAUGCCAUUUCAGAAAGUGCUAGGGGUUACGCUGGCUCUUCUAGGAGUGUUGGAAGUUGCUACCGACAUCCAUGAGUAUUAGUAAUUCCCGAAAGGUGGCGAUGGCGACCAUUCUCUGCGCCGUGGCUGCGGUAAGGAAACUGUACCAAAUCGACUAGCACGCAGCUG